Molecule: messenger RNA, 186 nt
Organism: Paramecium tetraurelia
Lineage: Eukaryota; Ciliophora; Oligohymenophorea; Peniculida; Parameciidae
Exons: 2
Source: RefSeq, a predicted model, not a curated record
AUGAAUACUCGAAUGCCACCCAACAGUAUGUUUCAUGUUUAAAGGACCUUAAAAAGAGGUAGUAAUCCAAACCAAUAAGAUGGAAGAGACUAUUUUAUUCAAUUAUCUGGUGAUAAUGAUGUUCAUAAAGAGUGGAAAAAAGUAGAAUACCACAACCCAAAAGAUCUAAGUUGGAGUUAAUUUUGA